GCCAUCGCAGAGCAACCAGCAGCCACCUUCCCUCUGUCCGCCGGCGAUAAAGCUUCCCAUGCCCCAAAACAUCUUCCUCACCGACCCAUCACACCUCCCUCGUCCCUCGGAUCCCUGUUCUUCCUCAUGCAUCUUUGGCUUUUUCUCUCUCUCAUCUCCCGGAUUUCCCUCAAAAACAGGCGGCAGCCAUCUCUCACCUUCUCUCCCCUGUGCAGCCCCUUCUUUUCUGCAGAUCCUCGAGCUCGCCUUCCUUUUCCCAUCGCAGAGCAACCAGCAGCCAUCUAAAAAGGCCGCUGGCGAUUCUCCUUCCUCAAUUCCAUACUUUCCGAUCUCAUCAUCUCCAACUCCCUUCCAUGUCAAACCCACCUUCCGAGCUAUUUCUACAGUCCAGCAUCAUUGCGCCGGCUAGUGAACAACAGAAUGGAAGAAAGGGAAACCCGAUCUGCAAAUCGAUGAUGGUGGUGAUGUUUUACGCGCGAUGGCGGUGACUAUCGGAGAACAGCAACUCAACAGUUUGUACUUGAACUGGCCGGAGGACUCAUGUGCAAUCGAAAAGUCAGUCCACGUGCUUGAAAAGAGACGAGGCCUCCUCUUGCAAUCGGCCCAAAAAAACCCUCACCAUCGGGCCUUCCGAAGCAGAUGAGGAAUUGGAUUGGGUAAGGUUUGGGUCCAUUUUUGUCAUAGAGUUAGGCUUGGUUUUGGAUAGAAGAAGAGGGUUUUUCUGAGCAGUAUAAAUAGAUCUUUAGACAAGGGUUUUGGGAGGUCUUUUUGGUUUUGAGUUGGGUAUUGAGAACGGCGGCAGAAAGGAGAGGAGUUCUGCUAGAGGGAGCUGGUGAUUUGGGAGAAGGUUUGGGUCAACCUUUGUAGGUAAUUUUCUGAACAGAGAAGUUUUCUGGGAACGGCGGUGAAGGGGACGAUGGGAGCCUGGUCUGGUGGGUGGGAUCCCUCCCAUCAGAUCUGGAUCUACUUUUCCUAAAAAAACUCUGCCGUGGGUGUGUUCUUUGUCUGCUGAUUGUUUUUUUUUUUUUGUAUUUUUCAUUCAACGUUUAAGCUUGUAUGUGCUUACUGAGAAAUGACUGAGAAAUCAAAGAUUGCCCAGUUC
Molecule: messenger RNA, 1102 nt
Organism: Rubroshorea leprosula
Lineage: Eukaryota; Viridiplantae; Streptophyta; Magnoliopsida; Malvales; Dipterocarpaceae
Source: the annotation of a GenBank genome assembly